Molecule: messenger RNA, 5951 nt
Organism: Salarias fasciatus (jewelled blenny)
Lineage: Eukaryota; Metazoa; Chordata; Actinopteri; Blenniiformes; Blenniidae
Gene: rims1b
Product: regulating synaptic membrane exocytosis 1b
Exons: 36
Coding region: 176-5245 (1689 amino acids)
Biological process (GO): calcium ion-regulated exocytosis of neurotransmitter; regulation of synaptic vesicle exocytosis; positive regulation of synaptic transmission
Cellular component (GO): cytoskeleton of presynaptic active zone; presynaptic membrane
Molecular function (GO): transmembrane transporter binding; small GTPase binding
Source: RefSeq, a predicted model, not a curated record
UGCAGCCGGCCGGAGCCGCUGCCGCCGCUGACGCUCUGCGCGCGGACCGUGUCGUGAGGUGUGGCCCGGGAACGCUCCGGGAAAAAACCUGUCAGCCGAAACGACACGCCGAGGAGGAAGAGGAGGAGGAGGAGGAGGAGGAGGUGGAGGGGUGGUGGUGGUGGUGGUGGAAAAGAUGUCCGCUUCGGUGGGGCCCCAGGGCGGCCCUCGCCCACCCACCGCGCCGUCAUCAGCCAUGCCGGAUCUGCCGGACCUCAGCCACCUCACGGAGGAGGAGAGGAAGAUCAUCAUGGCUGUGAUGGCUCGGCAGAAGGAGGAGGAGGAGAAAGAGCAAGCCAUGCUAAAAACGCUGCACCAGCAGUUUGAGAGCUACAAACAGGAAGUGCGUCGUAUCGGGGCCGAGACGCGGCGCCAGCAGACGCAGCAGAAGGACGACGCGCCCACCUGCGGCAUCUGCCGCAAGACCAAGUUCGCCGACGGCUGCGGCCACGUCUGCUCGUACUGCCAGACCAAGUUCUGCGCCCGCUGUGGGGGGCGGGUCUCUCUGCGCUCCAACAAUGAGGACAAAGUGUGUCUCAUAGUGAAGGACAGGGUAAUGUGGGUAUGCAACCUGUGCCGUAAGCAGCAGGAGAUUCUCACCAAGUCAGGAGAAUGGUUUUCGGGCUCAGGGGUGCGGCCCGGGAGCCUGGGCACCUCCUUCGACGACCCGGCCACGGGAGGUGAUCCCCAGCGGGACAGGAAGCUACUCCGCUCCAGGUCCCAAGCCCCGCCCUCCAGCACCAACGCCAACACCGGCCUGCCAAGCGGGACGACGCCGUCCACCGGGGUCACUGCCGCCAAGGGUGCGGACACCAUGCCUGGCUCUCGCUCGCAGAGUGAACCGCCAAAAGAGAAGAAAAGGCCAGUUUCCUUCCACGAACAAAACGGUAAAGGAGGUAUGGGCCGCGGUAGCGCUCGAAGACCUGCAGGCAAACUUCAGUCUCAGUCGUCUCUGGAUGAACGGACGGCUGCCGGGGACCGAGAGCGGAGGUUUGGAGAUGGGCGACGGCUGGAGAAGAUCCACUCUCAGGACUAUGACGACGGGGAGGAGAACCUGGGUCGCUCCGAGACCCACCGGAGACGGCCGGAGGACGAGGAGCAGAGGGAGAGGCAGCGUCGGGAGGAGGAGUUCCAGAACCGGUACCGAAGUGACCCCAAUCUGGCAAGAUACCCGGUGAAACCACAAAAAGAGGAGCAGGAGAUGCGUAUGCAUGCUAAGGUGUCCAAGGUACGGCAUGAACGACGGCACAGUGAUCUUGCGAUCAACGAGGUGGGGCUGGGACCUGGUGAAGGAGGGGGAGGAGGAGGCGGUCUGGGGGAGGUGCCUGAAAACAGACUAGCCAGGAGGGGCGGAGGUGGGGAGGCAGACCGCAAGGUCCUCCUGGACAACCACCGAGCCUACUCUGUGGAUAGGACCGUGGGGGGCGGUGGGGGUGCACCACCCACUGGAGGUGGAGUGAGAUCGGGGCCCCAGACUGGGGGACCGGUGCCUCCAGACUGGGGUCCGAACAACGGGCGCCAGGAACCCGGUACGACACGGGCCCCCAGGGACAAAGGUGGAGAUAGCCUGCUGAGGAAGGACUCUCAAAGCUCGGACCAGUCGGAGUCUCUGCGGCCGCCCCCCCCACGGUCAUACAAGAGCAAGCGCGGCGUCAACAAGAGGCAGAUGUCUAUCAGCAGCUCAGAGGAGGAGGGCGGCUCCACGCCCGAGUACACCAGCUGUGAGGACGUGGACAUGGAAAGCGUCAGCGAGAAAGGUGACUGGGACUGUCAUCCAUUAGAUCCUGCAGUUUGGCAUCAUCCAGUUUCCUGGCAGCCAUCUAAAGAAGGAGACCACCUGAUCGGACGCAUCACUCUGAGUAAGAGGUCGGCCAUGCCACGCGAGGCUGGAUCCCUCCUGGGCCUGAAAGUGGUCGGAGGGAAGAUGACGGAAACAGGAAGACUCGGGGCCUUCAUCACCAAAGUGAAAAAAGGCAGCCUGGCAGAUGUUGUGGGACACUUACGAGCAGGUGACGAGGUGCUGCAGUGGAACGGGAAGUCACUCCCGGGUGCGACCAAGAAAGAAGUUUACAACAUCAUCCUAGAGUCCAAGGCUGAGCCACAAGUGGAGAUCGUAGUUUCCAGACCUAUCGGCUCCAUCAACAGAAUAAUGUCCAAAAACGUCUUGAGAAAAGUGUAUAGAGCAUAUCAAGACACACCGAGAAUCCCCGAGUCCUCCCACCCUCCUCUAGACUCCACGGGUUCAAGUUCCUUUGAAUCGCAGAAGAUGGACCGGCCCUCGAUAUCGGUGAUGUCCCCCACCAGCCCUGGCACCCUCCGAGACAUCCCCCUGGUUCUGCCCGGUCAGCUCUCUGUCAAGCUGUGGUAUGACAAAGUGGGUCAUCAGUUGAUCGUUACCGUCCUUCAAGCCAUAGACCUGCCGACCCGACCUGAUGGACGACCUCGAAACCCCUACGUCAAGAUGUACUUCCUCCCCGAUCGGAGCGAUAAGAGCAAGCGACGUACCAAAACCGUGAAGAAGAGCGCCGAGCCCAAGUGGAACCAGACCUUCUUCUACUCCCACGUCCACCGGCGAGACUUCAGGGAGCGGAUGUUGGAGAUCACGGUGUGGGACCAGCCCCGAGUGCAGGAGGAGGAGAGCGAGUUCCUGGGAGAGAUCCUCAUCGAGCUGGAGACGGCGCUGUUGGACGACAUCCCCCACUGGUACAAACUGCAGACGCACGACGUGUCCUCCAUACCGCUGCCCCAGCCCUCGCCGUACCUCCCGCGCAGACACGUCCACGGAGACAGCCCCAGCAAGAAGUUGCAGAGAUGCCUUCGCAUCAUUGAUACAGAGUUUGAUGAUGAUUUGGUAGUUGUGGAUAAAGGUGCAGAGCGUAACUCCAGGGACAGAGAGCGGGGCAGUACGCUGGCGGUGCCGGAGCAGCAGCGUCCGGUCCAGCACCGCUCGCGCUCCGUGUCUCCGCACAGGGAGGACUCCUGCAGGGCUCGAUCCCGUCCUGCUUAUGUACCCAUGCAGAGGAGUUUGGAUGAGAUUCACCAAAACCGCCAGCACUCCCACUCUCCGUCCCGCUACCACGAGUCGCACCUGGAGCACCAGCGCUCCGGAGACUCAGACUACGAGUACUCUGAGGACAGUGAGGUCCUGGAGAUGCACAGGUGUGUCCGCGGCGGGAGUGCCGAGUGCCUGCACACAAACAGAGGCGUAGCUAGAUACAACAACACACUGCCCCCCAAAAUGCCCCUCUUAGUAAACGGUAUCCAUAAAGACAUUUACAGCUCCACCCUCCCCGCAUGCUUAAAGGGCAAACCGCCCCCCAGGCAGGAAAGGGGUGGGACUUUACCUCGUAGCAUCCUGACGCACCGUGUGCUCAGGUUCACUGAUGAGGUCACGGUGAGUGACCUGCAGCCUUCGUUGGACAGGGUGAGGAGUGCCAGCACCACAUGUCUGAGGCCAGACUCCAGCUUUCCCUCUGCAGACAGAGACAGGUGCUCCAACUUUUUACCCCGCAAGAAUCCCCCGAACCCCCAGAUCUUAGUCCAUCACGUGGCCCUUGAAGAAGACAGGUCAUGUAACAAUUCAUCCACUUCAAACUGUCAAGGAAGCAACAGCAGAAAAAGCCUGGAGGGCGACAGCCGUAUCCAGCCCACCUCUAUCCUGAGGGGCAGUCGAGGGAGAGGGGGGCCUCUGAGGCCCUUCAGCCAGACUGUCCUGUCGGGGUCUUGUCCUAACUCUCCUCGACUGGACAGAGCACACCGGGGCAGCCCCUCCCCUCCGGCAGGGACGCCCUCAUCAGGUCGCAGGGGCCGGCAGCUCCCGCAGCUCCCGGGGAGGAGCAGCAGCAUCGAACAAGCUCUCGCGGUGGAGGAACGAGCCCGACAGGUGCAGAUGAAAGUACAUUCCUACCGGCCUUCAGCCUCCCACGACCCCAAGACCGACCUCAAGACCAAACGGGAGAUGUACGCUGAACAGAGGCGGAGCAGCGACAACAUGUCGGCCCGGUCCUCGGACAGCGACAGGAGCGACAUCUCAGCCCUCUCCCGAGCCAGCAGUGCCUCCCGCCUCAGUAGCACCAGCUACAUGUCCAUCCAGUCCGAGCGACCUGGGGGACGACUCAGAUCCAAGUCAUUAGAGGAGGAGAAGAAGGACAGGAGGAUCUCGUGGGGGGUGGAAGGAGAGGAGGAGAGGAGGAGGUCGGUGGGGAAGAGGCGUUUCUCCGAGGAGCUGAAGCGUCGCAGGCACACUGUAGCAGGAGACAGCAGGGAUUCCAGUCGGCAGAUGCGAUCGAUGGGCCGCAGCAUGCUGAAGAGCUCCAGCGUCAGCGGGGAGAUCUACACGCAGGAGCGCACCGACGGCAGUCAGUCGGACACCGCGCUGGGCACGGUGGGCGGCGGCAGCAAGAAGAGGCGCUCCAGCCUCAGCGCCCGCGUGGUCGCCAUCGUGGGGAACCGUCGCAGCCGCAGCACGUCGCAGAUCAGUGGGCCUGAGGGGAAGAGUAAGAAGGAGAAAGGAGCACCGAUCCAGAGGAGUACUGAGACUGGCAUGGCCGUGGAACUGACCCGCAACAUGAGCCGGCAGCCCAGCAGGGAGUCCAACAACGGCAGCAUGAACAGCUACAACUCCGAAGGAAAUUUGAUCUUCUCUGGGGUGAAUCUGGACGCUAGCAGUCAGUUCAGUGACUUCCUGGAUGGACUGGGACCAGCUCAGUUAGUGGGAAGACAAACACUGGCGACGCCCGCGAUCGGUGACAUCCAGAUUGGUAUGAUGGAGAAGAAAGGUCAGCUGGAGGUGGAGGUCAUCAGAGCACGAGGACUCGUACAGAAGCCCGGAUCUAAAUCUCUCCCUGCUCCGUAUGUCAAAGUCUACCUGCUGAAUAAUGGAGCGUACGUAGCCAAAAAGAAAACCAAGAUUGCACGUAAAACUCUGGACCCGCUGUACCAGCAAGCUCUGCUGUUCGAGGAGAGUCCGCAGGGGAAAGUCCUACAGGUGAUCGUGUGGGGAGACUACGGCCGGAUGGACCACAAGAGCUUCAUGGGAGUCGCGCAGAUCCUGCUGGAGAAGCUGGACUUAUCCAGCACAGUCAUCGGCUGGUACAAGCUCUUCCCCCCCUCGUCCUUAGUGGACCCGACGCUUGCCUCUCUCACACGCCGAGCCUCUCAGUCCUCCCUGGACAGCUCGUCCGGACCCCCCGGGGUCCGAUCCUAGUGGACCAACACGUCCAACGCCGCCAGGCGGGGGGAAAAAAAAAAGAAACAGAAACAAAACUGCUUUGCAGAAAGAAAGAAAAGUGAAAGCGGCAGAAACAACAACAAUCAGAAACAGUCGCAACAACAACAACAAAAAAAAGCUUUGUUGAGAUCUGACAAUCACUUCUGCCGCGGUUCAUUCUGUCUGCCGUAGGCAGCGUCACGUUUCAGUGUUUCAUGUCCAUUCGAAGAAAAAUCUUAUCGUUUUUCUGUGUGCGCUGAAGAAGAAGAAGAAGAAGAAGAAGAAGCAGCGGCAGCAGCUCUCCACCACAGAGCUGAGAAUCAAAAGUGGAAGCAGGGUGGUUUUUAAGUGAAUCAACAAUAGCAAAGAAAUGUAUGUAAGCAUCGGAAUGUAUGGACAGAGGUAAUCACCCUCCACGCCUGCAGGGGGCACCCGCCGACCUCUCUGCAGGGGGGCCUCCUCCUCCUCUUCAGAUCCCCCGACAGACUGCCGGCACGCCUGCUCCGCCGCGCCCCUCCCCCCCCCCCCCCCCCCCCCCCCCUCCGGUGUUGGUCUUCAGUCUGGAAGCACAGGGCCUUCUUCUGGUGCCUCGGAGCCGCAUCGCUGGUCCCCCACCCCCCACCCGGCCCCCCAUCUCUCUUUUCAAUAUGUUUACCACGGCUGCUGUGAAGCCACUUACGUUUCAGUGUGUUUGGUUUGUUUU